This is a messenger RNA of Homalodisca vitripennis (glassy-winged sharpshooter), 2101 nucleotides long. RefSeq names its product facilitated trehalose transporter Tret1-like. The transcript has 6 exons. The record is from RefSeq and is a predicted model, not a curated record. Gene Ontology annotation, cellular component: membrane. Lineage: Eukaryota; Metazoa; Arthropoda; Insecta; Hemiptera; Cicadellidae. Gene Ontology annotation, molecular function: transmembrane transporter activity. Gene Ontology annotation, biological process: transmembrane transport. The coding region runs from base 608 to 2035 and encodes 475 amino acids.
AAUAUUUAAGUUGGUUUAACAAUGACCUUCAUGUUCUCUUCUGUGUUAUCACUUCCACCUUAAACUUGUACUAUUCAGUAACUAAGACAUCUACCGAAGAUGGCUGACUUGCAGUACACCGCUAUAGAUGGAGGAAACUGUGUAGGGACCAAUGAACCCAACACACGACGGGUCCAUCUCUACACGAGUGUCGCCAUUUGUGAGUAUUGGUAUUGUUUAGAACUAAAGAACUGACUACUACUACACGUGUACGUAAUAUUUAAGUUGGUUUAACAAUGACCUUCAUGUUCUCUACUGUGUUAUCACUUCCACCUUAAACUUGUACUAUUCAGUAACUAAGACAGCUACCGAAGAUGGCUGACUUGCAGUACACCGCUGUAGAUGGAGGAAACUGUGUAGGGACCAAUGAACCCAACACACGACGGGUCCAUCUCUACACGAGUGUCGCCAUUUGUGAGUAUUGGUAUUGUUUAGAACUAAAGAACUGACUACUACUACACGUGUACGUAAUAUUUAAGUUGGUUUAACAAUGACCUUCAUGUUCUCUACUGUGUUAUCACUUCCACCUUAAACUUGUACUAUUCAGUAACUAAGACAGCUACCGAAGAUGGCUGACUUGCAGUACACCGCUGUAGAUGGAGGAAACUGUGUAGGGACCAAUGAACCCAACACACGACGGGUCCAUCUCUACACGAGUGUCGCCAUUUUAAACAUAAUUUAUGUAAUUCUUGGAACAACGUUCACCUGGUCAUCGCCGAUGCUGAUAAAGCUGCAGUUGUCCGGUGCUGAUGCCAGCACGGUGGCGUCAGGAUUGACUGUUGGAGGUAUGGUCGGUCCCUUCAUGUCAGGGAUGCUGAUGGACAGAUUGGGUCGCAAAGGGACUGCGGUUAUAGCGAUGGGCCUGGUCACCUCGUCCUACACGUUACUCACCUUCACGAGAACAGUCUGGAUACUGGCAGCAGGAAGGUUCUUAGGUGGAAUGUCCUUUGCCAUAACGUUCUCAGCCGUACCUACUUACGUUGCUGAGAUUUCAGAAGACUCAGUCCGUGGAGUGCUGAACACGCUGAACAUGAUCUCGAUCGCCUCCGGAGGUCUGUUGAUGUUCUCUGUCGCCCCGUUUGUCAGUUAUCGCUUGAUCCACUACAUCAUGCUCGGAAUCUGCGCCAUGUUCUUUCUGCUGUGUCCGCUUCUACCAGAGUCACCCUAUACGUUAGUGAUGAAAAACCGAAUCGGCAAAGCUAAACACGUCCUCACUUGGCUCAGGGAGAAGAGACCGGAGUCGGUCGUCGAAACAGAGCUUCAAAUUAUACAGAAAGCCGUAGCUGAGAGUGAAGCAGAAUCAAGUUCUGUCGUAGAUCUGUUCACUUCCAGAGGGAGUCGGCGCGCCUUUACAACCUGCUGCGUGCUGUUCGCUCUGCAGCAACUGGCGGGUAUCACAGUCAUCGUCUACUACCUGCAGACGAUCUUCGAGAUGACGGGAGCCGCGAUCUCCAGCAGCACCUCGUCCACCGUAGUCGGCGCCAUCAAGUUUUGGGCGGGUUUCGCGUGUCCGCUGGCCGUCAAGAACUUCGGCUACAAGAAACCGCUGAUCGUGUCCGCGCUCGGCGCAGCUUUGGGAAUGGGUGGUCUGGGUGUAUUUUUCUCAUUGAAAUUGAACGGGUUCGAAGUUCACCACCUCAACUGGUUGCCGAUUAUGAGCGUCAUUGUUUACAUGUCCUUUUUUAUUGCAGGAUUUGCAAACAUCCCAUGGGCCAUGAGUGGUGAGCUGUUUGCCACCAAUGUGAAACCCAUCGCGACAUGUCUCCUCACGGUCUUGUCCUCCUUCUUCGCCUUCCUCAUGACCAAACUGUUCCCCAACAUGAUCCAGUUGUUCGGCUUGGACUACCUCUUCUUGGCCUGCUCGUUCUUCAACUUCGCCACUGCGGCUUUCGUCGCGUUCUCAGUCAAAGACACCUGUGGCCUGUCGUUCCUCGAGAUCCAAGAACUGAUGAGUGGGCGAAAGAGGGCUGAUAUUCUGCUGCAUCGUGCACAAUGACACUUCUCUCCAAUAAAUGUUUAUACUAUUAAAAUACAAACAAUGGUCUCAAUCCUGUCACAGUCA